UUAUUUGCAGGGAAUAAAUGUCGUCCAUUGGGCUUUGCACACUCCUAACAAAAUUAUACUCAUGUCACACUCUUACGUUUUCAACCUUAUAAAGAAAAGAAACAUACGAAAAACAAUAGAAAGCUUUUUCCUGGGUUUUAUGCCAUAGUUAAACCCAAAAUCUCUUUCUUUCUUCCAAAGUUCCAACCUUUUUUCCAACAUCAUUAAAGUAAACCUCAUCAAUCAACAAAAAAAAUCCUUUCUUUUAGACCUCUUACACAAAAUUAAGAAUGACAUACAGAGCAAUCCAACAAUGGAUGAAACUUCUAGUUUUCAUGGUGGUCUUUCAGAAAUCAGAAGGGUUAUAUGUAGGAAUUACAAAAGUCAGAAGUGCUGUAGCUAAAGGAGCCGUUUGUUUGGAUGGAAGUGCUCCUGCAUACCAUUUACAUAGAGGACAUGGAACUGGGAUCAAUAGUUGGUUGGUUCAUGUGGAGGGAGGGGGUUGGUGCAAUAACAUCACAACUUGUCUUGAACGAAAAUACUCUCAUUUGGGUUCAUCCUGGAAAAUGGACAAGAAACUUGCAUUCUCAGGAAUUCUGAGUAACAAUCCUAUGUUUAAUCCAGAUUUCUAUAACUGGAACAGAGUGAAAAUCCGGUAUUGUGAUGGUGCUUCAUUCACAGGAAACGUGGAAGCAGUAAAUCCUAUUACUAAGCUUCACUUCCGCGGAGCUAGAAUUUGGCAUGCUGUUAUUGAGGAUCUAUUGCUAAAGGGAAUGAGAAAUGCUAAGAAUGCUAUACUUUCUGGGUGUUCAGCUGGUGGAUUGACUUCCAUUUUACAUUGUGAUAGCUUUCGAGCUCUUCUUCCUGUGGGUGCUAGAGUAAAGUGCCUCUCAGAUGCUGGCUAUUUUAUCAAUGUGAAAGAUGUCUCUGGAGCAUCACAUGUAGCUUCUUAUUUUAAUCAAAUAGUAAACCUACAUGGUUCAGCAAAGAGCUUGCCAGCAUCUUGCACCAGAAGUUUGAAGCCCGUCAUGUGCUUCUUCCCACAAUACAUGGCAAAGAGAACUCGAACGCCUCUCUUUAUACUAAAUGCAGCAUAUGAUUCAUGGCAGAUAAAGAACAUAUUGGCACCAGUUGUAGCUGAUCCUCGCGGCUUGUGGUCUGACUGCAAGAUUGACAUAAAGAAUUGCUCAACUAAUCAGCUUAGUGUCAUGCAAGAUUUUAGGUCAGAGUUCUUGAAUGCAAUAAGUAAACUGGGCAAAUCACCAUCUAGAGGAUUGUUCAUAAACUCGUGCUACGCCCAUUGCCAAACUGAAAUGCAGGAAACAUGGUUUAGUCAUCACUCCCCAGUUCUGCACAAAACGACAAUAGCAAAGGCAGUUGGAGAUUGGUUUUAUAACAGAAGACAGUUGCAAAUGAUAGACUGUGCUUACCCUUGUGAUGGAAGUUGCCAAAAUCGGAUUUUCGAGCCACAAGAACCACAUCAUCAUCACAAAGGUGAAGGUGGAAGACUAUCAUGUGGAAAUAAGCCUUUCCAAAAGUUGCUUCUUGUUCUUAUGUGUUUACUUGGUUAUGUAAGCUUGUUAGAUGACAAUCUUUUUUCUUUUGAAUAAUUGUUAGAUGACAUUUUUAAUUAGGCCUUGAAUUUUUUAGUUACUGAUUCUAUCAUUUUUGUUAUGUUGUUGUAUAAUGUAUACUUAGAUUUGAACAGUUUUGAUCAAUUGUAAAGAAACUUAUUGGAAAGACAGACCACCUAAAACCUAAUUUAAUUGUCGAUUUUGAAUCGUGAAA
Beta vulgaris subsp. vulgaris (sugar beet) is the source of this 1767-nucleotide messenger RNA. RefSeq names its product pectin acetylesterase 8. NCBI's taxonomy places the organism in Eukaryota, Viridiplantae, Streptophyta, Magnoliopsida, Caryophyllales, Amaranthaceae. The transcript is spliced from 14 exons. The record is from RefSeq and is a predicted model, not a curated record. Gene Ontology annotation, molecular function: pectin acetylesterase activity. Gene Ontology annotation, biological process: cell wall organization. Bases 270 to 1589 code for a protein of 439 amino acids. Gene Ontology annotation, cellular component: plant-type cell wall.